Andrographis paniculata is the source of this 1212-nucleotide messenger RNA. Its product is annotated as PRA1 family protein A1-like. Bases 221 to 850 code for a protein of 209 amino acids. Lineage: Eukaryota; Viridiplantae; Streptophyta; Magnoliopsida; Lamiales; Acanthaceae. The transcript is spliced from 8 exons. Gene Ontology annotation, cellular component: membrane. The record is from RefSeq and is a predicted model, not a curated record.
CGUCUCAGCGGCCAUCUUCAAAGCUUCGCAGCGAUCUGCAAUCCCCAAAUUGAUUUUCGGAGAGAAUUGGCGGAUUAUUCCAAAUCGCAGUUUCUCGAACUCUCCUCUACCGAACCGAUUUCUUCUCUCUCUCUCUCUCUCGAUUGUUCUUCGCUUUUGUUCCAAAACCUGAGGUUUGUGGCGGUAAAUUUGUCCGUGAUUUUUUAUUUUUUGGAGUUAGAUGGAUUGGGGCAACGUUACAGCUGAGGACCUGAUCGAGGCGCUACGAGAAGUCGACUGGUCAUCUCCGCCGCGUCCGCUCUCGGAGUUUUUCUCCAGAUUCACUUUGCCGCGUUCUUAUGCUAAAUGGAACAGUCGCCUCAAAUGCAACCUUUAUUACUAUCGGACGAACUAUUUCAUCAUGAUAGUGUUCAUUCUUGGAUUGGGCUUUCUAAGGAGGCCACUGUCAAUUUUAGCUGCCUUAGCCACAGCUCUGAGCAUUGCCUUUCUAAAUGAUAGCUUUGCAGGCACAUUUAGUGAGAAGGCCACAAGAACUGUCAGACAGUUUUCUCCACAUCUAGCUGCUAAAAUGAGACCUCCGCUAACUCCUGUAAUUCGGGGGCGACCAUCUGCAAGAAGAACAAUACAUAUUUGUGGGCAGCCUCGAUGGAUGUUUGUUUUGAUAUUUUCUACCGUGAGUUUCAUCCUCUGGUUCGUCUCUUGUGGCAUUAUUACGGUCUCAUGGGCACUCGCUGCUGGUCUUAUUGCCACUCUCGUCCAUGCAAGCUUUCGGACGCCAAACCUAAAAGCUCGUUUGAACACAUUCCGUGAAGAAUUCCGCGCUGUGUGGCGCAACUACAGCGAGCUGUAAUUCAAGAAUGAUAGUUGGCGUUGUUAACAUUUUGUUUACCGCAAAACUAGCAGAGUUUUGGUGCAAUCCGAAUGAAUGUUGGGCCGAAGGGGAAGGUACGGAAGCUUCUAGAAUUCACCCUAUAGAAUUAGUUUUACUACUACUGCUUGUAGUGGAUCUGGAGCCAUGAGCUAGAGUUGGCUUUGGUUGCACCAUUGUUUGUGAAGAAGAUCGAACCAUUUAUUUCUAUGGAUCGAUCUUUUGGUAAUGUUUUUAGUGCUGCAUCUGCUUCUAGAUUAGAUUCUGCUUUGUUUUUGGGCUUUGGUUUCAUAAUAAUAUAUGACGUUGACGAUGGAAUUAAUGAAUGAAUGAAUAGUUAUUGA